GAAUAUCUUGAUGUCCUGACCUCCGUUGUAUCUCUGCUAAUCGCGUCCACCGUCCGGCCGGCCACAUCCACCGACUCACGUUUCAAGGCAUAUGCCAAAUCAAUGCGUCCACCCCCUUCAAGCUUCGAUGGAAUUGUGGGAGUACCUGCCCAGCCUGGUUUGUCAACACCCACCUCAAUAACCUUCCACAAACCACGGUCGCCUCCACAAAUGAGCCCUCUGGAAGUGGCCUUCGACUCCACCUUCGGCUUCGUCUCCAGCGAAGAGGCAUCGGAGGCAGCUUGUCGAAGUCUCCCCGGACUAACCAACCACCAGCGACACCUCUGUCGCCAGAACCCCGGCCUGAUCUGGGCCGUUGUGGACGGUACGCAGCUGGGACUCUACGAGUGCGUGCACCAGUUCAGGCACGAGCGAUGGAACUGCUCAAUGGCGCGGAUCGUCUUCGGGUCGGGCAGUUCCAACGAAUUCCACCUACCGCCGACGGGAUCAGCCGCCGCAGCCAACAUCCUCGGUGGCCUGCAGGACGGUCUCAGCAAAGGGACCCGGGAGACGGCGUUCAUGACGGCGGCGUGGGCAGCGGGCGCGGUGCAGGCGAUCACGCGUGCCUGCAGUCGCGGACGCAUCGGCACCUGCGACUGCGACUCCGCGCGACGCGGCGGCAAGUCGGCUGACGCCGAGGGCGAGUUCACGUGGGGGGGUUGCAGCGACCCCAUCAAGUUCGGCAUGAAACUAACUCGACUGUUCCAGGAGGCGCGAGUGCCGUCGAAACGCCGUGGACGUCGUGGCAGUCAGAACGCGACCCACUUCGACGAACACACCAUCGCGCGAGUGUCUAUGGACAGCCACAACCGAAAUGUUGGCAGACGCACGUCUGUUGAAUGUUCUCGUGUCGACACCACCUGUUUCUCCAGCAAUUUGCACCAUACAGUGGAAGCACGCUUCCUCCAACGCUUCUCCGCGUUGUCAAGGAGAGUUGGCGACCUGCUCAAGAAGGCCUACGCUGAAGCCCUACACGUCUCCUUCGAUGCGAAGACUCGGCACCUGCGGCGCGUCGCGGAACCACUCUACUUCGGUGGAAUGCCCCUGCCAAGUCACUUGGCCAAACGCAGCACAAGCACGACCUGGCAGAAGCCCACCAACUGGUUCAUCGUGGGCAGUGGACAACGAAAUAAACGCGGCGCGCUGCACGGCGCCAAGUGGAUAAGGCAACAGAGGGACAAACUCGUGUACCUUGAGAGCUCACAGGACUACUGCAAAGCCGAUCACAGAAUCGGUCACCUUGGUGUGGCUGGAAGGCAGUGCGAUGUGGCCGAGCCCAAUCACCCCAACAGCUGCGACAAAAUCUGCUGUGGUUUUGGCUACGACACGGCUGUGGUGGAUACGAAAGAAAAGUGCGGUUGUCGAUUUGUCUGGUGUUGUGAAGUGAAAUGCAACAUAUGCCACCGGAAAACGCGCAUUCACCGCUGCAGGCCCGACUCGACGCCACUGGAGCGACAAAUCAAUGAAAUCCUGAACUCCUCGUCAAUCAGUGCGUGGAUGGGGAGGCGUCGCAAGUCCCAUUCUGGUUACUGA
This is a messenger RNA of Mesocestoides corti, 1572 nucleotides long. The record is from the annotation of a GenBank genome assembly. NCBI's taxonomy places the organism in Eukaryota, Metazoa, Platyhelminthes, Cestoda, Cyclophyllidea, Mesocestoididae.